AAAGAGGAGGGUGUAGUGUGUGAAAAAUAUUAACAAUGGAAGCAACGUUUUUGGCCAAGCGAGCUUUGUUCAACAUCCCAAAGUUCUUGUCUCAGGGUCCUCCUCCUAUCCAAUCUGCUAGAAGACUCACCAGGGCUUGCUUAUCCUCUGCUUAUGAACGUGCUGAAGGAAGUAAUGCGGUAGCUGAAGCGGAAGGGUCAUCGGCAGAUGAUGCACCGAGAGACAGUAUGUACGAGACAAAACACCCCUCGUUUGUCACCGGAGAAGGGCGGCCUCCAGGUAGCGCGACGAGCUUCGCGGCGGAUACGGCGAAAGAUGGGAUAAAGAAGGCAGUGGGGAUGGCGGAGAAUGUGGGGGAUACGGCUAAAAAGACCCUGGAUGGAGCUUGGAGAGCAGCCAGAGAUGGUGCACAAGGUAUUAAAGAACGUGUAGUGAACCAAAACGAUGAGGACGACGAGGAUGAUGAUGAGAUUGAAGAAGAUGUAGCAGUGGAUGAAAUAAGGAAAGUGGAUCAGCUUCUUGAUACACAAGAAUAUAGGAGUAUUGAGGAGUCGAAGAAGAUGCAAGCUUGAAAUUAUAUGUGGGAUGUUUUCGUAGAUCAUCUUUCACUUUUUAAUUCGCUUUGAAUGUUUUCGAACGAUCAUGCAAUGCAAAAUGAAGUAAAAUAAAAAAAAAUGUUCUAAUUUUUCUUUGGUA
Messenger RNA from Gossypium raimondii (Peruvian cotton), 696 nucleotides. RefSeq lists its product as uncharacterized. The transcript is spliced from 2 exons. Lineage: Eukaryota; Viridiplantae; Streptophyta; Magnoliopsida; Malvales; Malvaceae. The record is from RefSeq and is a predicted model, not a curated record. Bases 36 to 572 code for a protein of 178 amino acids.